Messenger RNA from Radiomyces spectabilis, 1835 nucleotides. Its product is annotated as F/Y rich C-terminus-domain-containing protein. Gene Ontology annotation, cellular component: nucleus. Gene Ontology annotation, biological process: regulation of cell cycle. The record is from RefSeq and is a predicted model, not a curated record. Lineage: Eukaryota; Fungi; Mucoromycota; Mucoromycetes; Mucorales; Radiomycetaceae. The transcript has 7 exons. Bases 157 to 1596 code for a protein of 479 amino acids.
AAAAAAAAAAAAAAAAAGAUGGCUAAGCAGAAAAAAAACGGCUUGCAUUGGGGAUAAAAAAAUUAUGUUUCAGGCACAUUCCAAGAUUUUCCCUGGUUCGGGUUACACGUUCUGACGCCGCCUUUUUUUUUUGUCUCGUUUCUAUAUGCAGGAACCAUGUCGAUGGCGGUUGCAGAAAAUUUAUCUAGCGGUGAAAUGAUGAAUUCAAAGGGUUCCCUUGCGGAUACAAAUGUAUCCGAAGAAAAAUAUAAACGUAUGAAAAAGCGUUUAAAAGAAAUGAUCGAGCGCAACGAGCUUCUUGCCAAUGACUUAUACAGCGCAAAGAAACGGUUACGGCGCUUGGCUAAGGAGAAAACCAUUCUGCUGGAUAGAAUUUGCAAAUACAGUGAUCCUCCUAGUCAGCCAUCGGACAUCGAUCAUCCUCAUCAACACCAACACCAACACCAACACCAACAAAACUACAAGGAAAUCACAACCUCUAUCCAAGAGACGCCACCGGUCAUUGACCCUGAUGAUUCUGCCAGCACGGUGUCGGAUUCAUUCGGUGAGAAAGAGAAAGGAGUCGUCAAGCCAAUGAAUCCUCCGCGUACUCCUUUGCCAUCACAAACUUUGUCCGAUACAUCCUCGCCCUCCACGGUGGAAGAGUAUGACUCGAUCAUGGAUGUAUCGCCUUCCCAACCCAUAAAUCCUGCCGCAUCGUCUUCGCGUAUCGAAGUUUCCGUGAUUCGAGACGGUACCAUGGUUCCUUCCUCUCGACCGAAGCGUAUGCGUCGUGGACCCGUGGAACAGAAAAUGCGUCGUGUCCAACCAUUGGAACGAGAUACGGUCACUGGAGAAUACAAAUUACCCGCUCGCGUGGGCAUUUUGACCGUUCAUUCUCUCGGCCACGUCGUGCCUUUGCCAGCCUACCAUAAUGAUCGCUACAUUUGGCCCGUCGGUUUCAAAGUAAGCAGAACUUAUUUGAGUAUGGUGAAUGCGAACGCCAAUACACUCUAUACGUGUUCUGUGGAGGAGAAUGGAAGCCAUGGACCCAAAUUCCGCGUCUACGCCGACGAUUGUCCUGACCAACCUAUCGUCGCCAAUUCAGCUACGGGAGUCUGGACAGCAAUUGUGAAGCGAGCCAACGAGAUUCGAAACAGAGAACAUUCAAAUUCAGCCUCGGGUCCCGACUAUUACGGAUUUACGCAUGCCACGAUUGCAAAGAUGAUUCAAGAUCUUCCUGGUGCUGACCAGUGUCAAAACUACGUUUGGCAAAAAUUUGGAGUCAUGCAUCAACGCACAGCCGCCGGAGUGGCUGCAGCCGCUCAGAAAAAGUUGACAAACUUGGAGAUCAUGGGCAGCGCCAACAAGAAACCACCAGCUUCGUACACGGGUCAUCCUCAAACUAAAGAAGAGUUUCACUCAAUGUCCCCCAUGAGCUUUGAAGAUGUCAGUCCUACCGGGACUGCUCACUCUCACAUGCCAGAUGCAACCAUUCAGAAAUAUGGUACCAGAGAUACAGCGACCAACGACCCCGCGGCACUAUCACAAUCCGUUAUUAGGUUGCCUCCGAUGGUAGAAGCCGCUCCACCGUGGCCAAGCGAAGAAGCCCACUAAAUACACGAUUUAAACAAAAGCUAAAAAUGUUCUCGACUUCCCUUUAAUCACCAGAAAAAAGGCACAUGCAUACUCUAUCGCGUACUUGUUCUCUUCUUCUUUCCUUUCCUCCUAUGUAUAAUCUGUGAUUUUUCAAUCAAUGCCUCCUUGUAUACAAAAAACACCAAAAAAAAGGACAAAGCAACCAUCGCUUUCUGAAGCGAAAAUAAAAAAUAGUGAACAGUUGUGCAAUUGUCAAC